This is a messenger RNA of Monoraphidium neglectum, 426 nucleotides long. RefSeq lists its product as hypothetical. The coding region runs from base 1 to 426 and encodes 141 amino acids. The transcript has 3 exons. The record is from RefSeq and is a predicted model, not a curated record. Lineage: Eukaryota; Viridiplantae; Chlorophyta; Chlorophyceae; Sphaeropleales; Selenastraceae.
AUGCAGAGCCGCCUCAACGCGCCGCGGAUCCUGCAGGUCAAAAAGGUGGUCAACUACUGCGUCUCAAAGCUGGCUGAGCUCAGCGUGCCCCUCAUGCCCCUGGACGUCACGUGGGACCCCGACAGCCGCCUGCCCCCGCCACAGGACCGCUUCAUGUUCCAGGGGCAGGAACAGCAGCAGGGGCAGCAGGAGGGCACCGGCAGCGCGGAGGGGGCGGAUCAGCAGCAGCAGCAGCAGCAGGCGCCGGGGCCGCGAUUGCAGUACUUGGAAUUGACGUGCAACGGAAUGGCGGUGCCCUGCGAGCUGUCUGUGGCGGCCGUCAAAAAGUUCAUAUGGCGCCGCAGCGACGACGUGCUCUUCAUCUAUCGGGUGCUGGACCCCGCCAGCCCGGCGCCCAUGCCCGUCAUAGGGCCGCCCGCCGCUUGA